CUGUGCAAGCAGAGUAACCAACUAAAAGAAUCCACAACUGAUCGAAAUGGAAACAGAUACAUUUGAUUUACAGUCAGAUUUCAGUUUGUAGCUUUGAAGAGGUUAUUCGUUACAAAGGGAUCCUUUCUUCAAUGCCAACAAAACUGAGAAAUUUAACUAUAUUCAAAAUCCAUCGCUGGUCACACACAGCCAACAGACUUGGCUGAAGGAGGGACGACGAUGCCCUUGGACCAACUGCAGAAGACAAUCCAUAACCCGGUUAUUCCAUAUACUGGGGCAAUCCUUAGUGGUCUUCUUCCUGGAGAACUAGUUGUAAUACAGGGAAGUGUUCCUGAUGAUUCCGACAGGUUCCAGGUAGACUUCCAAUGUGGCAGUAGCACAAAACCUCGUGCUGAUGUGGCCUUUCACUUCAAUCCCCGCUUCAAAAGAUCAGGCUCCAUAAUCUGUAACACUCUGGAAAAAGAAAGAUGGGGUUGGGAGGAGAUCACUUAUCAGAUGCCUUUUCAAAAAGGGAAGCCAUUUAAGAUUGUCUUUAUGGUUUUGAAGGAUAAAUUCCAGGUGUCUGUAAAUGAAAAACAUUUGCUGCUGUACAACCACAGAGUUAACCUGGAAAGAAUAGAUACACUCGGGAUAUAUGGGAAAGUACAGAUUCAGACUAUACAGUUUGUUUCUAAUAACUCUUUACAAGGCUCUCAGCCAUCAUCUUUAGGAAUAACAAAGAUAAACUCAGAAAAUGGAGAAGUGCCUGAUGGUUCACAACUUGUGGUUCCUUACAUUGCAAGGCUUAAUUCUGCACUUCGUCCUGGGCGGACAGUUGCCAUCAAAGGAGAAGUGAAUAAAAACCCAAACAGCUUUGCUGUUAAUCUAAAAUCAAGUGACUCAAAGGAUAUUGCACUGCAUCUGAAUCCCCGAAUGAAAACAAAAGUUUUCGUGAGAAAUUCCUAUCUUUCUGAUAGCUGGGGAGAAGAAGAAAAAGAUGUCACUAAUUUCCCUUUCAGCCCAGGAAUGUACUUUGAGUUGUUAAUUUUCUGUGAUGUUCAUCAGUACAAGGUUGCUGUAAAUGGUGUGCACAUCCUGGAGUACAAGCAUCGAUUUAAACAGCUUGAAAAGAUCAACAUAUUGGAGGUUACUGGAGACAUUCAGUUACUGGAUGUGAGGAGCUCGUAGCAUCAUAUUCUUCCACCCUAUGUUAACCCUCUGUUGCCUUCUACUCAAGUACAAACUGGUAUUGAAUAACCCAGAUCCUUGUCCCAUUUAUCCAAGUUUCUGUAUUGGUGCUUAUCACAAAGUUGAGCCCCAGGAGUCAAAAUCCUAUUAGAUUAGAUCUUCCCCAGUUUUCAGUAUCUUGGCAAACUAAAGUCACAUUAUCUGCUUCAGUAGGCAUAGAUCUCCUGUUAUAUGAAGAAUUAAAUUACUGUACCUAACAAUAUAAAGAUUUGCUUUAUAGUAUUAGAAUAACUGCAAAAUAUUUUGUAAAUAAAAACACAGAAUGCUGUACUAUGGAAUACUAAUAACUAUAAAUUCAAUAUUGUCUGUUAAGAGCUGGACUGAAAUAUGAUCUGUGUAUCUGAAAAUGGACUGUCAACCUCUUAAGGGAUCUAAUCAAGUUCUAAGUAUAUUUUAACCCUUAUUGUUUAUAAGCAAAGUUAAAUGGGAAUUACAUAAGGAAAGAAUAUAUUCUAAUUUUAGGGAGAGCACAUCUGCAGUCUCAUUGCUUUACUCUGGUUUUUAUGUUAAUAUAACUUGAAAUUAGUUAUAUUAACCAGGGUAAACCUAGAAUAAUGCUAUGAUGAAUCAGAACCCUGCUAUAUUAAACUAGUGAAUGUUAGUGUUAGUGCUAUAUCUUGAAAAGGUGUUUCAGCCCCAAACCUAAAACAUCUAACUGAAGUUACCUCUCAGCAUGUCAGCUGUAAUUUUUUGAAAACAAAACUAAAACCAAAACACCCUCCCUGGGGGCCUAGUGAUUUUAUUUUUUUAUCUAUUGCACUGCAGCACAGAUGCUGUAAGCCACUUCCUUGACUUUCAUAGUCACAUCAGCUCCUGCUCCUAAGUGGCAUAAGUCAAGCCCAUAGAAAACCCCCUGGCCAUUAUGGUGGAAUUCUGUAAUUUUAGCUGAGAUCAAAGUGAAAUAACGCUGUCCUCUAUUUGGUUGAUUUUGCUAUGUCUUAUCUUGUCAAUUUUUGGAGCUGCAGUAUUAUAGAAGAGAUUCUAAAAAAAGAGCUCUUAUCUUCCUUUUUGAUUCAGGUUGCUCAGGAAUAGAAGUAGUUAUAUCUGUGUUAUUUAAAGGGUGUGGACCCAUGGACGCUAUGCAUUAAAUCUGAGCUCAGAGAACAUAUUCAACAUGUUGAUAGUCAAGAGUGCUCACCUACUACCCCAUUGACUAAGUUGCACUAUAAUAUGCUAUCAAACAAACAUUUUGUAAAAAAUACUGAUUAGCAUAUACAUGGACCCCCUGAUGCCAACAUCAUUAACAUGUCCCUGAGGAAGUCUUUAUAUCAGGGGUCGGCAACGUUUGGCACGCGGCUCGCCAGGGUAAGCACCCUAGCGGGC
Terrapene triunguis (Three-toed box turtle) is the source of this 2550-nucleotide messenger RNA. It is a transcript of the gene LGALS8, whose product is annotated as galectin 8. The transcript has 10 exons. Gene Ontology annotation, molecular function: carbohydrate binding. The record is from RefSeq and is a predicted model, not a curated record. NCBI's taxonomy places the organism in Eukaryota, Metazoa, Chordata, Testudines, Emydidae. Bases 220 to 1167 code for a protein of 315 amino acids.